This is a messenger RNA of Aspergillus puulaauensis, 1050 nucleotides long. RefSeq names its product lysophosphatidic acid acyltransferase LOA1. The transcript is spliced from 3 exons. NCBI's taxonomy places the organism in Eukaryota, Fungi, Ascomycota, Eurotiomycetes, Eurotiales, Aspergillaceae. The coding region runs from base 1 to 1050 and encodes 349 amino acids. The record is from RefSeq and is a predicted model, not a curated record.
AUGGAAAAAUUCUCCCAGUUUCGCGACCGAGGCUCCGGCAUCGCACCCUUCCUUCCUGUCCCACUCCAACCCGUACCUGGCUGCUGUCCGCUGCCAAUACGCGCUUUGUUAUUUAGCAUACGCCUCCCGUUCUUCAUAUUCGCAUGUGUGAGCUACUUCCUCGUCCUGAAAUGGCUCCCGAUCGGAUCGUUGGGCAAAAAGGCGGCUCUGUGGUGUAUACUGGGGAUACCCAGCAUAUGGUGGGUUGACCUUCAGGUAGACGGCGUACGGAAGGGCCACCUCUCACGACAACGAUCUCGUCUCCCUGGCCGGGAAUCUGUCAUUGCGGCCUCGUUUACCUCCCCCAUUGAUGCGCUCUAUCUCGCCGCGAUAUUUGACCCCAUUUUCACUGCGUCUUAUCCCACCACCCGGGAAGUAGAGCAAAUAUCGCUCCUGUCGGCGAUUUUGCGCGCGUUUGCCUCGCCUCAGCUCCACCCUCCACCCGGCGCAAAGACCAUAAGUCUCUCCGCGCUAGAGCGCAAAUAUCGCGGCCGCCCUAUUGUCGCGUUCGCGGAAUGUACAACCACCAACGGCCGCGGCAUUCUCCCGCUGUCCCCGGCAUUAGCCAACAUUUCGUCAAAGACGAAGAUCUUCCCUGUGUCCUUGCGCUACCAGCCCGAAGAUGUAGUCACCCCGCUACCAGGCUGCUAUCUGAGCUUCAUCUGGGCUCUCUUGAGCAAACCAACGCACUACAUUCGCGUGCGAAUCGCCGAACCCGUCAGGAUCGGCGGUGAAGGCGGCGCCGGUCGCCAACCUGGAAUCAAGGAGAAAAUGAAGGAUUCGACAUACAAUACUAAUUUUUUUGAUGUGUUGGAUGAGGUAAGUGGCUCCAAGGGUGGAGCGGUUUCGUCGAAGGAUAUGCCAGAGGUUGACCUUAGCCCUGCUGAGAAGAACCUCCUGGAUACCGUCGCGGACUCGCUGGCGAGAUUAGGCAGGGGGAAACGAGUUGGACUGAAUGUUGCGGACAAGCUGGCUUUUAUCAGGGUGUGGGGGGCAGAUACGACAUGGUAG